GCUCUGGGCCGCUUGGAGCCUCCGCUGCCAGUCUCCGGGCGCCCCCGCAACACCGGCGGCCCGAAGCCGCGCGGGGACGGGGCCAUGUGUCGCGCGCGGCUCCGCCUCCCGCCGGUCCUCUGAGGCGGCGGCCGGGGGGAACACAGAGAGAGACAGCCAGGCGCCUAUCCGGCUAUCGUGUCCAUGGCGGGUGCAUCGGACUGCGCGGCGGCCGGGCCUUUUUUUCUCUGGUCCAGACCACCCGGAUGGGGCUCUCCGGGCCCCGCCCCGUCUGGCCUAGCCCGGCCUGCCCGAGUCCCGCAAGCUCUGCAGGCAGGCUAGCGGGACGACCCCAGCCCCACGUCCUGCCACCCGCCAGCGAAGGAUCCGGGGAUGGGCAAGCGCCACCCGGCUCGCUCCGGAGUCAGCAUUGGGUCUCAACGAGGCCGGGUGACGCUCCAGAAUGGGAGACAAGCCAAUUUGGGAGCAGAUUGGAUCCAGCUUCAUUCAACAUUACUACCAGUUAUUUGAUAACGACAGAACCCAACUAGGCGCAAUUUAUAUUGACGCAUCAUGCCUUACGUGGGAAGGACAGCAGUUCCAGGGGAAAGCUGCCAUUGUGGAGAAGUUGUCUAGCCUUCCGUUCCAGAAAAUCCAGCACAGCAUCACGGCACAGGACCAUCAGCCCACGCCAGAUAGCUGCAUCAUCAGCAUGGUUGUGGGCCAGCUCAAGGCUGAUGAAGACCCCAUCAUGGGGUUCCACCAGAUGUUCCUAUUAAAGAACAUCAACGAUGCUUGGGUUUGCACCAAUGACAUGUUCAGGCUUGCCCUGCACAACUUUGGCUGACCUCCUCCCAGCCAGGCACUCAUGCUGUUUCCUCCUCCCUCCUCUUCCUGAUACUAUUCACACUCCUCCAGAUGCCCCAAAUAUCAUACACAAACGAGCAGGGCCGCGGCGGGAGCGGGCGCAGUGCGCUGCUACCGAGGUAUUGUGCAUGAUGUUUGGAUGCUAGACUAGUUGCAUCUGACAGGAGAAGUUUGUGUUGUACCAGCGCAUGCCUUGGAAAGACUUAAGUAAUGCAAAAGGUUGUCUUUUUUUUUUUUUUUUUUUUUUUUUUUUAAUCUACUGACAAGUUGCUCUAGUAACCCAAAGAAGUGAAGGAGAAAGCAGCUGCCUCACCGCCCAGAUAUUGAUUUGUUCGGAUGUUUCAAUGCCUCAUGAUACAAUAAAACCACAAAAUUUUCUUAACAGUU
This is a messenger RNA of Zalophus californianus (California sea lion), 1233 nucleotides long. It is a transcript of the gene NUTF2, whose product is annotated as nuclear transport factor 2. Bases 443 to 826 code for a protein of 127 amino acids. The record is from RefSeq and is a predicted model, not a curated record. Gene Ontology annotation, cellular component: nuclear pore central transport channel. Gene Ontology annotation, biological process: protein import into nucleus. Lineage: Eukaryota; Metazoa; Chordata; Mammalia; Carnivora; Otariidae. The transcript has 5 exons.